AUGACCAACUCUCCUUCAACCUUUCAUCCUCGCCCAAUCGUCAACGAACCACCUCGCAAGCGCGCCAAAAGCGGUCACGACGGUUGCAGCUACCUCAUCAGAGACACACUCCCGAAAGUCUCACUACCACCCGCUGUCAUGGCGCAAUCAACAGCCACCCUCAACACAUACAUCCCACACACCUCCCUCGAAACCAUCUCGAACAAGAUCAAAAAACUGCAAAGCGACCUCAGCGAAGCGGCAAACGGUCAAUGCUUUGGACCAGGCAAACAAAAGGUUCUCGACUGUAAACAUGAUGUCGAUGUCUUGGCAGGUAUGGUGAAGGGACUAGAUGUCCAUAGUGCCGCACGCAAGAAAUCUCUCGACAUGUUAGUGGAAGCAAGCAUCGACCAGCUAUUCGACAAACACGUCGGCAAAGCCAAGAAAGCAGUCGAUGGAGACACCAAGCAACUCAUCAGAGAGAUGCUUUGUAGCACCGCUGAUGAGAAGGUCGCCAAAGCUGCCAUCAAGGAAGGCCUCAACAAUGAAUCCGACGUGCUUCUGAACUUCGAAGCCAAAUUCAGGCAACACUUCAGGGAAGUCCUAGCUGACGCAGUAGCGAGCCUGAUGGCAGAAAGACACAGACAGAUCGUCUUGGAGCAACUCAUGAAGACUUGA
Messenger RNA from Aureobasidium melanogenum CBS 110374, 657 nucleotides. RefSeq lists its product as uncharacterized. The coding region runs from base 1 to 657 and encodes 218 amino acids. The record is from RefSeq and is a predicted model, not a curated record. Lineage: Eukaryota; Fungi; Ascomycota; Dothideomycetes; Dothideales; Saccotheciaceae. The transcript has 2 exons.